This is a messenger RNA of Diachasma alloeum, 1687 nucleotides long. Its product is annotated as probable dolichyl pyrophosphate Man9GlcNAc2 alpha-1,3-glucosyltransferase. Gene Ontology annotation, cellular component: endoplasmic reticulum membrane. NCBI's taxonomy places the organism in Eukaryota, Metazoa, Arthropoda, Insecta, Hymenoptera, Braconidae. Gene Ontology annotation, molecular function: dolichyl pyrophosphate Man9GlcNAc2 alpha-1,3-glucosyltransferase activity. The record is from RefSeq and is a predicted model, not a curated record. Bases 102 to 1625 code for a protein of 507 amino acids. Gene Ontology annotation, biological process: protein N-linked glycosylation. The transcript is spliced from 2 exons.
AAGAGGCUCUAGAAUGCCAUAUACUGAAGAAUACAUUAGAAGUAAACUGAUCAAAGAGUUGGAGGCCUCUCACGUCUAAACCAAAGCCCCCCACCUCAAGAAUGCCCGAGUGCGCGCACCUCGGGCUCCUAAUCUCAUCGGCGAUACUCCUAAGAUGGUCGACCACCUACCACCCUUACAGUGGCGCAGGCAAGCCCCCCAUGUACGGCGAUUACGAGGCUCAGCGUCACUGGCAGGAGAUAACCCUGAACGUGCCCCUAGGCCAGUGGUACCGAAACACAACCGACAACGACCUCCAGUACUGGGGGCUGGACUACCCGCCCCUGACGGCGUACCACAGCCUCCUCCUGGGAGCAAUCGCCAACUCCCUGGACCCGUCGUUCGUCGAGCUCGAAAAAUCCCGGGGCUUCGAGUCAGACGACCACAAGCACUUCAUGCGCCUGACAGUCCUCGCAGCAGACGCGCUGAUCUACAUUCCCGCGGUCAUCCUCUACUUCUGGACCUCAGAAAUUCCCGACAGUAAAGUCCCCCCCAAAGCCGAGAGGAACAUCUUCGGCUUCAGGCGCCAGCACCUCCUCAUCCUCUCGUCGUUGCUGUACCCGGGGAUAAUCCUGAUCGAUCACGGCCACUUCCAGUACAACUGCGUCUCCCUCGGUCUCUUCGUUCUCGCCGUCGUCGGGAUCAUGAGGGACUCCACAGCCCUCGCCUCCCUCUUCUUCGUCCUCGCCCUCAACUACAAGCAGAUGGAGCUCUACCACGCCCUUCCCUUCUUCUUCUACAUCCUCGGGGUCUGCCUGAGGCUCGGGGAGAAGUCCCUUCUCUCCGCUCUGAAGCUCCUCGUGAAGACCGCUCUCGUCGUCCUGGCGACGUUCUUCGUCAUCUGGGCCCCGUUCCUCGACAGAUGGCCCGCUGCACUCGACGCUCUCGUCAGGCUCUUUCCCCUGGGGCGAGGCCUCUUCGAGGACAAAGUCGCCAAUUUCUGGUGCUCUGCCAAUGUCGCUGUCAAACUGAAGACCCUCGGCAAUGAUCGGCUUUUUAAAAUGUCGCUGACGGCCACCAGCACUGCCGUCUUGCCCACCAAUUUGCAGCUGCUUCUCAGGCCCAGUAAGGAGAGGUUUCUACUUUCGUUAGUCAACACCUCUUUGGGGUUCUUUUUGUUCUCGUUUCAGGUACAUGAGAAGUCCAUUCUUCUCGUCGCUGUCCCUGUGAUGCUCUAUUUUCGUGAAGAUCCGCUUUUCUGCUUUUGGCUCUUGGGGGUCUCUUGCUUCAGCAUGAUUCCGUUGCUCAUCAGGGAUGGACUGUUCAUCGCCUAUUGUGGGGCCAUGGGGGUUUAUUGUCUGGGUGUUGUGGUGAUGGUCCCGGAGGUGAUGGAGACUUCUGGGUACUUUCGGGGGAGGGCGGGGAGGCUGGUCAAGGCUGCGGCCGUUUGCUCGGCUGCUGGAGCGGUUGCACUUUCGCUCGCUUGUUAUUUUGUGGAGCCUCCGGAGAGGUAUCCGGAUCUGUUUCCACUCCUUGUGUCGGUUUAUUGUUUUGCACAUUUUUUUUUGUUUCUGGUUUAUUUUAAUUUGAAACAGUUUUUUGGCGGCGAGGGGGGGUGGAGCGAGCGUGUCGUGAGAGGCUUGUGAAAUAUUUGAAAUGAAAAUGGAAAAAUGAAUGAUUUUUCAGCUUCCUGGAUAUUUUAUUCUAU